Messenger RNA from Peromyscus eremicus (cactus mouse), 1551 nucleotides. RefSeq names its product keratin 82 (gene Krt82). Gene Ontology annotation, biological process: keratinization; intermediate filament organization. The transcript has 9 exons. Lineage: Eukaryota; Metazoa; Chordata; Mammalia; Rodentia; Cricetidae. Gene Ontology annotation, molecular function: structural constituent of skin epidermis. Gene Ontology annotation, cellular component: keratin filament. The record is from RefSeq and is a predicted model, not a curated record. The coding region runs from base 1 to 1551 and encodes 516 amino acids.
AUGUCAUGCAGAAAUUUCCAGCUGAGCUCCAGAUGUGGCAGCCGGAGUUUCAGCUCAUGCUCGGCCAUCACGCCCCGGAUGGUCACACACUAUGAAGUGAGCAAGGGACCCUGUCGUCCUGGAGGUGCCGGGGCCCUCCGAGCCCUGGGCUGCCUUGGCUCUCGCAGCCUGUGCAAUGUGGGCCUCGGGAGGCCCCGUGUGGCCUCCAGGUGUGGCAUGCCAGGCUUCGGGUACCGAGCGGGAGCCGCCUGCGGACCACCCACCUGCAUCACCCCUGUCACCAUCAACGAGAGCCUUCUGGUCCCCCUGGAGCUGGAGAUCGACCCAACAGUGCAGAGGGUGAAGAGGGACGAGAAGGAGCAGAUCAAGUGUCUCAACAACAGAUUCGCAUCCUUCAUCAACAAGGUACGCUUCCUGGAGCAGAAGAACAAGCUGCUAGAGACAAAGUGGAACUUCAUGCAGCAGCAGAGGAGCUGCCAGAGCAACAUGGAGCCGCUCUUCGAGGGCUACAUCUGUGCCCUGCGACGACAGCUGGACUGUGUGUCUGGGGACCACGCGAGACUGGAGGCUGAGCUCUGCAGCCUGCAGGAUGCACUGGAGGGUUACAAGAAAAAGUAUGAAGAGGAGCUGUCCCUGCGCCCCUGCGCUGAGAAUGAGUUUGUCACCUUGAAGAAGGAUGUGGACACAGCCUUCCUGGUGAAGGCUGACCUGGAAACCAACUUGGAGGCUCUAGAACAUGAGAUUGAGUUCCUGAAAGCCCUGUUUGAAGAGGAGAUCAGCCUGCUGCAGUCCCAGAUCUCCGAGACCUCAGUCAUUGUGAAGAUGGACAACAGCCGGGAGCUGGACGUGGACGGUAUCAUAGCCGAGAUCAAGGCCCAGUACGACGACAUCGCCAGCCGCAGCAAAGCGGAAGCAGAGGCCUGGUACCAGUGCCGGUAUGAGGAACUGAGGCUGACGGCCGGGAACCACUGUGACAACCUACGCAACCGUAAGAACGAGAUCCUGGAGAUGAACAAGCUGAUCCAGCGGCUGCAGCAGGACAUCGAAACAGUCAAAGGCCAGCGCUGCAAACUGGAGGGAGCCAUUGCCCAGGCAGAGCAGCAGGGUGAGGCGGCCCUCAGUGACGCCAAGUGCAAGCUGGCAGGGCUGGAGGAGGCCCUGCAGAAAGCCAAGCAGGACAUGGCCUGCCUUCUCAAGGAGUACCAGGAGGUGAUGAACUCUAAGCUGGGGCUGGACAUUGAGAUCGCCACCUACAGACGGCUGCUGGAGGGCGAGGAGCACAGGUUGUGUGAAGGCGUCGGGCCUGUGAAUAUCUCGGUCAGCAGCUCCAAAGGCGCCGUUCUCUACGAGCCGUGUGUGGUGGGCACACCCAUGCUGAGGACCGAAUACUGCACAGGGACCACUGGUGUCCUCAGGAACAGCGGGGGCUGCAGCGUGGUGGGCACCGGUGAACUCUACAUCCCCUGUGAGCCCCAAGGGCUCCUGGCUUGUGGAAGCGGGCGGAGCUCCAGCGUGAAGAUGGGGGUGGUUAGCAACUCUUGCAGUCGUUAG